AUUAAAAAAAGAAAGAGGUUUCUCAAACUUGAAGGAGAGAUCCAAUGGAGAAACUAACAAUUUUGCUCAUCUCUCUCCUACUUAUCUUCAUAGUUUCACGUUCAUGGCCUCCUCUUAUAACAUUCAAGUUAAAACUCAAAGGCUCAUUUGAACAACACAAUUUUUGGUUCAAAUCCAAGAUUGAUCACUUCAGUGAGAUCCCUCACCACCCAUUAGACCCACUUACAAUUGAAGAAAUCAAAAGGGCAAGAGCCAUUCUCUUCUCAUACCGACCUCUUUCAUCCACUUUCCCUUCAAUUCACUCGUUGACUUUGGAAGAGCCGUACAAAUCUCAAGUGUUGGGCUGGAAAAAUGGUGACCCCAUUCCUCCAAGGAAGGCUUUUGUUAUAGCUCUUCUCAAUGGUAAGUCCCACUUGGUCACUGUGGAUUUGGGCUUGGGCCGGGUCACGAGACAUGAGAUAAGCUCAAGUUCUGGGUACCCGAUGUUAACCUUAGAUGAUAUUUCCAAGGCCGUGGAGGUAGCACUUUUGUAUCCCGAGUUGGCUGAAUCUAUCGCCGCAAGAGGUGUUGCCUUGUCGGAAUUGGUUUGCAUAUCGCCCUCGGUGGGCUGGUAUGGGCCCAACGAGGAGGGGAGGAGGAUCGUCAAGGUCCAAUGCUUUUCGAGCGGGAACACGUCUAAUUUCUAUAUGAGGCCCAUUGAGGGUCUCAUUUUGACGGUGGACCUUGAUAAGAGAGAGGUAGUUAAAUUUUCUGACACGGGUCGGGCCAUCCCGGUCCCGAGGGCGGUUAACACUGAUUACCGCUACUCGGCCCAAGAGAAGCCUCCUGAGAUGAGACAACUAAACCCUAUUUCACUCGUGCAACCCAAUGGGCCGAGCUUUAGUGUUGAGGGCGGGCACGUCGUGAAAUGGGCCAAUUGGGAGUUCCACCUUAGGCCGGACCCCCGAGCGGGCAUGGUGAUUUCCCGGGCCACGGUUCGAGAUUCGGAGACCGGGGAGCUAAGAAGCGUGAUGUACAAAGGGUUUGCUUCGGAGUUCUUUGUACCUUAUAUGGAUCUAGAUGAGGGUUGGUACUUUAAGACAUACAUGGAUGUGGGUGAGUUUGGGCUUGGGGCUCUAGCCUCAUCACUUGUGCCCUUGAAUGAUUGUCCAAACUACUCCUACUAUAUGGAUGGGGUUUUUGCGGCCUCAGAUGGUGGGCCAUAUAUUCAGCCCAACGUGAUUUGUAUCUUCGAAAGAUAUGCUGGUGAUGUUAGCUGGCGACACUCAGAAACUCUUAUCCCUGGUCUAGAGGCUAGAGAAGCUAGAAGGAAGGUAACUCUUGUGGCUCGGAUGGCUGCCACAGUUGGAAACUAUGACUAUACCUUCGAUUGGGAAUUUCAAACUGAUGGUUUGAUUCAAGUCAAGGUUGGGCUCUCGGGUAUGCUUAUGGUAAAAGGGAGUCCUUAUGAGAAUGUACAAACAAUGCCAAACCAAGAAGAAAUAAGUAGUACUCCUCUAGUGUCUGAAAACGUCAUUGGGGUGGUUCAUGAUCACUUUGUUACUUUCCACCUUGACAUGGACAUAGAUGGACCCAACAACUCAUUUGCUAAGGUUGAUCUGGUCAAGGAAGAGACUUUGCCAGGUGAGUCGCCGAGGAAGAGCUACCUAAAACCUAAGAGACACAUAGCCAAGACCGAAAACGACGCGAAGAUUAAGCUUGAUCUCUACAAACCGUCAGAAUUCUAUUUGAUCAAUCCAUCCCGGCGGUCUAGAUUGGGAAACCCUACGGGUUAUAAACUCGUUCCCGGUGGAACUGCAGCCAGUUUGCUUGAUGCACUUGACCCUCCACAGAUAAGAAGUGCUUUCACUAACAAUCAGAUAUGGGUGACUCCCUAUAACCGGAGUGAGCAAUGGGCUGGUGGGCUUUUGACGUAUCAAAGCAAGGGAGAUGACACACUUGCAGUCUGGUCUGAGAGGAACCGUCCGAUUGAGAAUAAGGACAUUGUGUUGUGGUACACCAUGGGAUUUCAUCACAUACCCUGUCAAGAGGAUUUUCCAAUAAUGCCCACGGUGACGUCAAGCUUUGAUCUAAAGCCAGCCAAUUUCUUUGAACGCAAUCCUAUUUUAAGGAUUCCACCUGCUUUUGAACAUGACUUUCCUGUUUGUAGGCCAUCAAGUGAGAAUAAGAACAAAUACUAGUCCCCUUGUCCAUUUUAAAUACGAGUAAUUUUAGAUGAUUUUUAAUGAGUAAUUAAUGUUAGGGAACCAAUUUAUGUAUUAAAUACAAGUUUAGGACUACGUAACAUGUAUAGCAGCAGUUAGACAUGUAUUUCUAUCCCUAUAGUGCAUAUUUUGUAAUGUUAUAAAAAUCUAAUAUUUAAA
Morus notabilis is the source of this 2363-nucleotide messenger RNA. Its product is annotated as primary amine oxidase. Bases 45 to 2180 code for a protein of 711 amino acids. The record is from RefSeq and is a predicted model, not a curated record. Gene Ontology annotation, molecular function: primary methylamine oxidase activity; copper ion binding; quinone binding. The transcript is spliced from 5 exons. Gene Ontology annotation, biological process: amine metabolic process. Lineage: Eukaryota; Viridiplantae; Streptophyta; Magnoliopsida; Rosales; Moraceae.